This is a messenger RNA of Endocarpon pusillum Z07020, 2721 nucleotides long. RefSeq lists its product as uncharacterized. Lineage: Eukaryota; Fungi; Ascomycota; Eurotiomycetes; Verrucariales; Verrucariaceae. Gene Ontology annotation, molecular function: protein binding. The record is from RefSeq and is a predicted model, not a curated record. Gene Ontology annotation, cellular component: nucleus; cytoplasm. Bases 1 to 2721 code for a protein of 906 amino acids. The transcript has a single exon.
AUGCUUCUUAACAAGGGUGCAGACAUUAAGACAGUUGAUAAAGAUUGGCGGACAUCACUUCAUGAUGCUGCCCAAUCUAGCUCCCAAUAUGUAUCAUCGAUUAUAUCGAGACUUGUUAGCAAAGAUGCAAACGUUAACGCAAUUGACAAAGAUGGACGAACACCACUUCAUGAUGCUACUCGAUCUGGCUCUAAAUAUGCAUUAACGAUUAUUAAGGUUCUUGUUGAAGAAGGUGCAGACGUUGAUGCAGUUGACAAAGAUGGACGGACACCGCUUCAUUAUAUUGCUCAAUCUGGCUUUGAAGAUGUACGAUCAGUCAUAACGAUUUUUAUGAAUAAGGGUGCAGACAUCAAGAGAGUUGACAAAGAUGGACAGACACCCCUUCAUGAUAUCACUCAAUCUGGCUCUAAAGAUGCAUUAUGCGUUAUUGAGAUGCUUAUCAACCAGGGUGCAACCAUCAAGACAGUUGAAAAAGAUGGACGGAUAACGCUUCAUGAUGCCGCUCAAUCUGAUUCAGAAGAGAUAGUUCUGCGUUCACUAUCACCUACAGGGUUUUUUAAGGUUGAUGGAGAGAUUUCCUGGAAUGGCUUGGACACCUAUGAUUGCGAAGGCAUUAUAUAUAGGUGGUAUGGUAGUCUUAUGAUAAUAAGAGUUGACUCUCAAGCUCACUGUUUCAUAGCAAGAUCUGUCUCAGAGAUUCUGGAUCAGUUUUACCCAGGUUUUGGAUUGGAGAUCCUGAACUGGAUUGUGGAGCUCUGUAGAUCAUCCCGGGUGCAGGGUGGAUAUCCUUCACAAGCUGAGGUAUAUGGGUUGUCCGAACAAUACGUCUCAACGGUCGUGGCAGGCUCGAUCUUAGCUGAGGGAACAGAUUUCACUUCAGUUCAGCAUAUGAAAAUGGGGGCCGUUGCAUUUGCCAGGAUCCGAGGUAACCUUCGUCGGACGAAAUUGUCAUGGACAAUAUCCUCGAAUUCCAGGAACUUUGCAUUGAACGUCAAAGCUGCUCUUAUUUGGACGUUAUCUGCCUUGCAAAGUAGGCCGCUGGGUCUGAAAGGGCUUUUUCCUUGGAAGGCAGCAUCUUCGGAUUUCGAGCUGCCUAAUAUCCGUCCAUUCAAGCCAACUAGAACCGAGUCCUAUUGCUGGACAGAAAUGUUUAACUAUGCCUGCAUCGCCCACUCUCCUUCAGAGCGGUACUUGCACCAUCCUGGAAUAGAAGGCCUCAAGAUAGAAUUUAAUCUUCUUCUUGAGUUGGCUGCUGUCGAUCGGGAGAUACUCACAAAGGAUGGUGUUUUAUUAUUUGGCUUUGAUACAGCUCUCAUCCCGCUGGAACCCCCAGAAAGCAGACUUUGGCAUUUCUUGCUGACUAAGGGGAGGCAAAUCACACCUGGACGUGUGAAGAGAAAUUUUGUGGGCAGUCGAUUCCGAGGCGAAGUAGGCCCCGAAUACCGAAAUGGAUAUGUCCAUGUUGGUUGGUGCGUCACUCCUGUUGUUACAAUCGGCACCGUGGAGUCAGAUACGACUCCAGCUGACCACAUCAGCAUGUCUUCUGGUGUGCUAACCGUUAAAAAGCUUGAAGAAUCUGCGGAAAGAGCUUCAAGCAAUGACGUGUCAUUUUUCGCCCGCCUUGGUCUCCUGGGAUCCAGUGCUGGCGUGUCUGGCGGGAGGAAAUGGGAGAAGAAGUUCAAGCAGGCCACUGUUAUCACCAGACGCACAAGGAAGGGGAACUUUGAGCGUGUUCUGGAUUCAGCCACAGCUACACCUUGCAUACUAUGGGAUGAAACUGCUCGUAGAGCCUGGCUUGUCUCUGCUGUCUCGGUUUUGCUUUUUGCAUCACUGCGCUACAUUAGAUGGAAAAGAAUCUCAUUCAAGAACGGGCAAGCAAACGGACAGGUUGGCGCAGCCACAAUUCGCUACGCGACCCAAUCGUCGAAUACCACAAGCUCCGCUCUAUCUGCUUUACGUGAAAACCAAAUUUUACUAAUAGACAAAGCCGAUAACGUAAGGGUCAACGAUGAAAUAAGAUUUGGGGACAUUGUAACACAAACAUGGUUCGAGAUGGCAGACGCUGACGAUGUGUGUUUCAACGACACAACCGGAAACAGGCAUGAGAUAAAGGAACACCUGGUUGGUUACAAUUUGAACGAAGCAAUUUGUGGAAUGAGAAAACAGCUAAGGUCGCUACUGAUCGAAGGGUCUAUCAAAAGCUGGCAGGCUCUUGCUGAUGCGAAGGACUCGCAGGUCAUAUUUUGUAAAAACGCAGGCGAACUGUUCAGAUGCCACUCAUCUGCUGGAUCUGAUCUAUGUUACCUACAAGAAUGCCCGAAAGGUGCUCUAAGUUGUCUUUUCCAGGAUUUGAGGAGGUUUUAUGGCGAACGUUGGGACUGUGUCUCUGAUUCAUCCAAUCGGUUGACAGAGAUGAGAGGACUUCCAAUUGGAAAUGACCACGAAUGGAUUCCCCACGGCUAUAAGCCUAAUUUUUGCGGUCAAAACAGACUCUGCACGAAAAGUCUGCAGUCCAUAACUCCGAAUGAGGUGAAUGAGAAAAAGAUCAAGAAGAAGACUUCUCAGAGCAUUGUUCGGGAUGGCAUAUGCGAUAUUUCUCUGAUGUUUCCGGCGCAAGACGAUCCUACCAUCAUCACUUUUGGGUUUCUAUCUAGUCCGAUGGUAAAGUCGAAGACGCAACGAAGAGCCUUCUUGCCCAUGCUCGGCGCUGUGGCAGGGUAA